AUGCAGGGAGUCAGUCGGUCGCACUCACCUCUGAGCGCACCUUCCCAACCCGUCUCCUCUAACCCACCCCCGGCCGCUGCGCUCACAACUUCCAAAUUUCCCGUGAUUGUCAAGAUGGGACACGCGUACUCCGGAAUGGGCAAGGUCAAAGUUGACCAUCACUACGACUUUCAGGACAUCGCCAGCGUGGUGGCCCUUACCAACACGUACGCCACCACCGAACCUUUCAUCGAUGCCAAGUAUGACCUUCGCAUCCAGAAAAUUGGCACCAACUACAAGGCCUACAUGAGGACAUCGAUCUCUGGAAAUUGGAAAGCCAACACUGGUUCGGCCAUGUUGGAACAAGUGGCCAUGACCGACAGGUACAGGCUCUGGGCAGACAAAUGCUCUGAGAUGUUUGGAGGGAUUGAGAUUUGCGCCGUGGAGGUGAUUCACGGGAAGGAUGGCCGCGAUUACAUCAUCGAGGUGAUGGACUCAGCAAUGCCUCUGAUCGGUGAGCACCAACAGGAGGAUAAGCAUCUGAUCGCUGACCUGGUCGUGACCAAGAUGAGUCAGAUGAUCCCCCGGACCCCUGUCCCGUCCCCAGUCAGACCCCCCGUGGCCCAGGAACCCCAGAUGCCCCCUCACCCAAUGACAGCUCCGUCUGUCCCUCGCCCUGGGCCAGGGCUCCAGCAGGGACCUGUCCUACAGCAGAGGCCCCCACCUCAAGGGGGACCCCAGCAGGCUCCUGGACACGGGGUUCACCGCCAGGGCCCUCCCUCGCACACCAGGCCUCCUCCCCAGGGCCAGCAGAUCCAGGGCCUGUCCCCUCAGCCCGGCAGUCCCUCCGGCCAACAGAGGGCAGCGGUGAGCCCCACUGCCGCCGUGGGCCCACCCCAGCAGCGUCAGCCCAGCCCCGUGACCCAGAAGGGGCCUCCGCAGCAGCAGCGGCCCGGGGGUCAGGCCUCACCCCAGCACCAACGGCAACCAGGCCCGGGGGCCCAGCAGACGCGACAGGCCUCGCCCGGGGGGGUGCCCCAGCAACAGGCCAAAGGCCCCGGGCCUUCCCCGGGGCAGCCUCACCGCCAGGCCGGGCCCCCUCCCUCUCAGCCGCACGCCCGCCCCCCGGGGCAGCAGGGAGGCCCUCAGCGUCAAGGAGGGCCUGGGCAGCGGGGACCGGGCCCCCACCCCCAGCAGCAGGCCAGGCAGCCGCCUCCCACCACGCAGCAACCUCGCCCGGCAGCCCAGGGUCAGGGCCAAGGCCCGAUGGGCCCGGGCCACCCUCAGGGCCGGCCGCCCGUGCAGCAGAAGCCCCCGACGCUUGCGAAGACUCCACAGCAGGAGGCGCCGGCCCCUCACCCGCAAAUGAACAAAUCCCAGUCUCUGACAAAUGCCUUCAACAUUCCAGACACCCUGCUAACACGUACAACCCUUAGUCACGAUGAAGUCAAGGCUGAAACUGUCCGGAACCUGAGGAAAUCCUUCGCUAGCCUCUUCUCCGACUGA
This is a messenger RNA of Hemiscyllium ocellatum (epaulette shark), 1485 nucleotides long. RefSeq names its product synapsin-1-like. Gene Ontology annotation, biological process: neurotransmitter secretion. The coding region runs from base 1 to 1485 and encodes 494 amino acids. The transcript has 9 exons. NCBI's taxonomy places the organism in Eukaryota, Metazoa, Chordata, Chondrichthyes, Orectolobiformes, Hemiscylliidae. The record is from RefSeq and is a predicted model, not a curated record. Gene Ontology annotation, cellular component: synaptic vesicle; synaptic vesicle membrane.